GUAUUAUAAAACAAAUAUGCAGCCUCAAAAUCUCUCUCUCCUUGCUUCCUCCCUCCUCAAUCUCCUUUUAUAUUGUAUUUUAUUUUCUAUCACUAAUUCCACGCUCGAUUUGUGUUUUAUACGGCAGAUUCCAUACCCGCAGCUAGCUCUCCUCACUGCUAGAAUGAGUACCACGCUCGCACAGCGUUUUGCCCCACUCUGUCUUGUCUUCUUGUUGCAAUUCCCGACAAGCAACGCCGCAGGUGACUUACCGCGUUCUUACAAACCGGUCGAGAACAUCCUCGUUAACUGUGGUUCCUCUGGAAAUUCAAUUUCUCCUGAUAAUCGGACCUGGAUAGGAGACGUGGAUUCAGAAUUUUUAACUCCUGAAUUAUCACGAAACAAGUCAUCUCUUCCCGCUACUGCAGAUCAUAAACAACGAUCCAGUGUUGCCCAAGUACUGUUUGAGACUGCUCGGCUCUCUCUUUCUCCGUUCAGCUACAUAUUCCCCGUCACUGCAGGCCAAAAAUUCAUUCGACUGCACUUUUACCCAGCUUCCUACUCCAACUACUUUGAUCGCUCUAAUGCCAUCUUCUCUGUCAAAGCUGGUGGUUUUACCCUUCUUAGCAACUUCAACGCUUCACUUAACGCAGAUGAGGAUUUGAGUGAUGAUACCAUAUACAGAGAAUACUGUGUCAAUAUCGAGGAGUUCGAUCAGAGGUUGAACAUAACCUUCACUCCAUCUCCGAGCGUUUCUAACCCCUAUGCUUUUAUUAAUGGAAUUGAAAUAUUGUCGAUCCCUCCGAAUCUCUAUUACACUCCAGCUGAUGAUCGAAUUCAUUUUAUCGGCCAGCAGAAUCCGUACCGCAUCGAUAACAGCAAGGCUCUCGAGACGGUAUACAGAUUAAAUGUUGGAGGGCAAACCAUCUCACCCGCUGGUGACACUGGGAUGUUCCGUAGAUGGACUCUAGACGAUAAAUACUUCUUGAAAGAAUAUAAUGAACUUUUUCUACCUGAGAAUCCAACUAUCCAACUAAGUUUUACGAAGGCCGUACCUGCCUACACUGCACCGGAGGAUGUCUAUCGGACUGCCCGAACUAUGGGGAAGAACUCAACCAUCAACCUGACAUACAAUCUCACCUGGAAAUUCCUAGUAGAUGCUAGGUUUGAUUACCUCAUUAGGCUACACUUCUGCGAGAUUGAACCAGAGGUUAUAAAAGAUUCCGACAGAGAGUUCCUUAUUUUCAUAGCAAAUCAAACUGCGGAGGAAGCAGCUGACGUGAUUCGCUGGAGUGGUGGAAAUGGUUUUCCCGUACAUAAAGACUAUGCCGUUUCCAUGGUGGGUAAUGCAACCGACAAAAAAGUGUUCCUCUAUAUCGUACUAGGAGCCGAACCGCGGAAGUGGAAGACAAGAUACCAGAACGCAAUCUUGAACGGCGCUGAAAUCUUUAAAGUAAGCGACUUCAGCAAGAACCUUGGCGGACCCAACCCAGAUCCACGCCCGCCUAACCCUCCAACAAUUGCGCCGCCAGGAAAGACAAUGAACUCGAAAAGCAAUAGAACAACAAUAAUUUCUGUCGCCGCCGGGGGAGUCGCCGGAUUUAUUGUUCUCUCAAUUCUCGGUUUCUUGAUUCGCCUGAGGGGCAAGAGAGUCAAAGACUCGGGCUCCAGUGAUGGGACCUCUUGGUGCGGUCCAUUUUCGUUCACUACGACCAAGUCAACAAAGACCCACAAGUCGUCUCUACCAUCCGCUCUGAGUCGCUACUUUUCAUUGGCGGAGAUUAAAGCAGCCACCAACAACUUCGACGGCACUUUCAUUAUCGGUGUUGGGGGGUUUGGUAACGUUUACAAAGGCUAUAUAGACGGUGGGGACCACCCAGUGGCGAUCAAGCGUUUGGUACCAGGUUCUCAGCAGGGAGUACACGAGUUCGAGACCGAGAUUGAGAUGCUCUCACAACUCCGCCAUUUGCAUCUUGUUUCUUUGAUUGGAUAUUGUAACGAUGGUACGGAGAUGAUUCUCGUUUAUGAUUAUAUGGCCCUUGGAACCCUACGCGAUCAUCUCUACAAGUCCAAUAAUCCUCCUCUCUCAUGGAAGCAGCGUCUUCAGAUUUGCAUCGGUGCAGCACGAGGUUUGAACUAUCUACAUACAGGCGCGAAACACAUGAUCAUUCAUCGUGAUGUGAAAACAACAAAUAUCUUACUCAAUAAGGACUGGGUAGCCAAGGUGUCUGACUUCGGAUUGUCCAGAAUGGGACCCACUGGUGUGUCUAAGGCCCAUGUUAGCACCGUUGUCAAGGGUAGCUUUGGGUAUCUAGAUCCCGAGUAUUACAGGCGACAACAGUUGACGGAGAAAUCCGACGUGUAUUCAUUCGGAAUUGUUCUGUGUGAAGUGUUGUCUGCAAGGCCAUCAAUAUUGAAAACUGCCGAGAAGGAGCAAGUGAGCCUUGCAGAGUGGGCCCGACAAAGCUCUCUCAAUGGAAAGUUUGAUCAGAUUAUUGAUCCAGCUUUGAAGGGUCAAAUUGCGCCCGAGUGUUUGGCUAAAUUUGGUGAGGUUUCUAUGAGUUGUUUGCAUGACAGUGGAGUCGAACGUCCGUCGAUGAAUGAUGUGGUGUGGGGCCUUGAAUUCGCAUUGCAAUUGCAAGAGAGUAUUGAAAAAGUCGGCAAGCAUGAUCAUGUGGUUGAAUUGGAGAUGAAUGAUGCUGAGAAGGGUCUCUUGCCUCUAUCCAAGAGUGAUGACAGUAAUAACAUCUUCAGUAGUAGCGGUGGGCAAGUGUCAAGUACAUACAGCAAUAGCGAGGUGACCAUGACGAGUAGUGGAGAGCAAAAUUUUAGAAAUGCCAAUAAGGAUUCAGAUAGACUGGUGUCCUCUGGAGCUCAUGUGUUUUCUGAGAUUAUGAAUCCUCAAGGACGGUAAAAGAAGGUAUUUUCUAUAUUGAUCAGUAUACUAUUGCUUUGUUAUAUAUAUUUAGAAUCAUGUAUUAUUUAUAGAUACAAUGACAAUGGUGAUGCGAGUAUGUGAUAAAAUUAGUUGGAAGGGAUUAAAUUGUCGGGAUUUAAGUUUGCGUAAAUAAAGUUAUUGAUGCUCAAGUA
Molecule: messenger RNA, 3069 nt
Organism: Carya illinoinensis
Lineage: Eukaryota; Viridiplantae; Streptophyta; Magnoliopsida; Fagales; Juglandaceae
Product: receptor-like protein kinase FERONIA
Exons: 1
Coding region: 17-2893 (958 amino acids)
Biological process (GO): protein phosphorylation
Molecular function (GO): protein kinase activity; ATP binding
Source: RefSeq, a predicted model, not a curated record